UCAUCCUUUGAUAUUUUAUUAUCUAUUUCUGUAAGUUAUAACCCUCCAGUAACACUACCUCUCAUUCUUAAAUAAAUUUCCGUCAAGUCAACAUGAAAACUCUUCCCUACAGUUUUAUAGUACUCGAGUACGUCGGUGGCUGGAAACCACUCGAGUGGAGCACAAAUAUAAAAGGGAAGUUAUAUGAUAUAUAUGCAUUGAUAAUCUCCUUAACAAUGGUCACUUUUUGCAUGUCUUGCGUGAUACAAUUAUUUCAUACAGAAAAAUUUGAAGAUAUGGUUAAAAAUAUGUCAAUGUCAUUGUCAUUCAUAGUCAGCUGUUCGAAACUGAUUCUUUUUAAUGUGAAGCAUGAUGAAAUAAAAAGUGUUUUACAGUUAUUCGACUUAAGUAUUUGCAGAAUUAGGUGCGCUGAAGAAGCUCAUAUACAAUUAACGUACGCUAAAAUAGAAAAAAAUCUCGUCAGAAAGUUUGGAGGUAUGGUGUGCGUUGCAGUAUUUGCUAUAAACAGUGGAUCAAUAUUAAAUGAUAUUCCAAGCAGAACUCUUCUAAUCAAUGGCUGGUUUCCUUAUCGUCAUACCAACAGUACAGGAUUUUGGAUCGCAUAUUUCCAUCAAUUAAUCGUAUUUUCUGUUGCCCCUAUGAUUUUAUUCUCGUUUGAUUGCGCUGUUUUUGGUGUGUUCUUACGAAAUUGUUGUCAAUUGAAAAUUUUAAAAAAUCGUCUAGAGAAUUUUGUUGAAAUAAUUAAUGAAGAGAAAUUAAACAUGAAAACUAAAGGAUUGGGUUGCACAACAAGAGAGAUUGAACGUAACAUUAUUGAGCAAUGCAUUCGUCAUCACUGGAUUAUAUUACAGUUUUAUCGACAGUCCAAUGAUUUAUUCGCCCUGGUAAUAUUUAUGCAAUACUCCUCUAGUUCUUUGGUACUUUGUUUGAGCGUUCAAUCAUCAACGAAGCUUGUUUUCAUGAGUCCUGAAUUCAUAUCUAUGAUUCUCUAUCUUGGGUGUAUGUUAUCGGAAAUAUUUUUAUUUUGCUGGUAUGGCAAUGAAGUAACACAAGAGAGUUUAGGAAUACAUUUAGCAAUUUACAAAAUGGAUUGGCAAAUUUUGACAACUAGAAGUCAGAAAGAUCUGUUGAUUAUGAAAACCCGGGCUAUUUUGCCAAUCAGAUUUACCAGUGGUCAUUUAAUAGAACUUUCUUUAGAUUCAUUCACUAAACUCAUUAAAUUUUCUUACUCUGCGUACAAUCUUCUUCACCAAAAAUAGUUUAAAGUACAAAUAAA
This is a messenger RNA of Microplitis demolitor, 1276 nucleotides long. Its product is annotated as odorant receptor 46a. The record is from RefSeq and is a predicted model, not a curated record. Gene Ontology annotation, cellular component: plasma membrane. Lineage: Eukaryota; Metazoa; Arthropoda; Insecta; Hymenoptera; Braconidae. The coding region runs from base 93 to 1259 and encodes 388 amino acids. Gene Ontology annotation, molecular function: odorant binding; olfactory receptor activity. The transcript has 5 exons. Gene Ontology annotation, biological process: sensory perception of smell; detection of chemical stimulus involved in sensory perception of smell.